Tympanuchus pallidicinctus (lesser prairie-chicken) is the source of this 9235-nucleotide messenger RNA. RefSeq names its product nuclear receptor corepressor 1 (gene NCOR1). NCBI's taxonomy places the organism in Eukaryota, Metazoa, Chordata, Aves, Galliformes, Phasianidae. Gene Ontology annotation, biological process: negative regulation of transcription by RNA polymerase II. The transcript has 47 exons. The record is from RefSeq and is a predicted model, not a curated record. The coding region runs from base 576 to 8180 and encodes 2534 amino acids. Gene Ontology annotation, molecular function: transcription corepressor activity; nuclear thyroid hormone receptor binding.
GCGCGGCUGCGAGAGAAAAAAAGCGUUGGGACGCGUCUCAGAGGUGAAGUCAAUCGCUGGAGACGUUACCAUGAAAAAGGUGACAGGGAAUAAAUAAGGCAACGAGAUAAACGGCGGCUUGGAAGCCGUGCUGCUCGAGGCAUAGAAGAGCAGUCUGUUACCCCAACCUCAGCUUAAAGAAUAAAAGUGUGAGAGCAAAUCAGAGGAAUCGAACAUCCGGAGAACAAACACCUCACAAAACGGCUCCUUCACACGGGCUUUUCUUGGAUACGUUGAAGCAAGCCGUCGGCUUUGGUGGGGUUAAAGCCUUCAGCCUGGAGAUAGGUUGAUGUAGGCAUUUAACGGAGUGGAACUCAGCUGUGGUGCUCACUGGCCAAUAAAGCGCGUGUUUAAUGAGGGAAACUCGCCUCUUUGCCACAGGCUGAGCACCUGCGUUGUGACUCCGGCUGGAAGCUGUGCAACAUGACCGCGUUUCCUCAAUGGGACGGCUUAAUCUUGGCUGACGGCGGUUUCCUAGAAACAUGAUUGCUUGCUGGUCUUGAUCUCACAGCUUUGUGAAGACUUCUUCUCUGAUAAUGUCAAGUUCAGGCUACCCUCCUAACCAAGGAGCAUUCAGCACAGAGCAGAGUCGUUACCCUACCCACUCUGUCCAGUACACCUUCCCCAGCACCCGACACCAGCAGGAAUUUGCAGUUCCCGAUUAUCGCUCGUCUCACCUGGAAGUCAGUCAGGCAACACAACUCUUGCAGCAGCAGCAGCAACAGCAGCAGCUUCGGCGCCGGCCUUCUUUGCUUUCAGAAUUUCACCCAGGCUCUGACAGGCCUCAGGAAAGGAGAACUGGAUAUGAACAGCAGUUUCAUCCAGGUCCAUCUCAGACAGAUCAUGAUUCACUGGAAUCUAAGCGACCACGUCUUGAACAAGUUUCUGAUUCCCAUUUUCAGCGUGUCAGUGCUGCUACUGUCUUGCCUUUAGUACAUCCUCUGCAGGAAGGGUUGAGAUCUGCAGACAUUAAGAAGGACCCAGGUUUUGGAGGAAAGCAUGAGGGACCAUCUUCUCCAAUUUCUGGUCAACCGUGUGGGGAGGACCAGAAUGCUUCACCUUCAAAGCUGUCAAAGGAAGAACUGAUACAGAGCAUGGACCGCGUGGAUCGUGAGAUUGCGAAGGUUGAACAGCAAAUCCUUAAGCUGAAGAAAAAGCAACAACAACUCGAAGAAGAAGCUGCUAAACCACCAGAGCCAGAGAGGCCUGUCUCCCCUCCUCCAGUGGAACAGAAGCACCGCAGUAUUGUCCAAAUUAUUUAUGAUGAAAAUCGGAAAAAAGCAGAAGAAGCUCACAAGAUUUUUGAAGGUCUUGGUCCCAAAGUUGAACUGCCGCUUUACAACCAACCAUCAGACACAAAAGUCUACCAUGAAAACAUCAAAACAAACCAGGUGAUGAGGAAAAAGCUAAUACUGUUUUUUAAAAGAAGAAAUCAUGCAAGGAAACAACGGGAACAGAAAAUCUGCCAACGCUACGAUCAGCUGAUGGAAGCAUGGGAGAAAAAAGUUGACAGGAUAGAAAAUAAUCCACGCAGGAAAGCUAAGGAGAGCAAAACAAGAGAGUACUAUGAGAAACAAUUUCCAGAAAUCCGGAAGCAAAGAGAACAGCAAGAACGAUUUCAGAGAGUUGGUCAAAGAGGGGCUGGACUUUCAGCAACUAUUGCUAGAAGUGAGCAUGAGAUUUCUGAAAUCAUUGAUGGGCUUUCUGAGCAGGAGAAUAAUGAAAAACAAAUGCGUCAGCUCUCAGUCAUUCCUCCCAUGAUGUUUGAUGCAGAACAGAGAAGAGUGAAGUUUAUUAAUAUGAAUGGUCUGAUGGAGGAUCCCAUGAAAGUUUAUAAGGACAGACAAUUCAUGAAUGUCUGGACGGACCACGAGAAAGAGAUUUUUAAAGAAAAGUUUGUCCAACAUCCCAAGAACUUUGGUCUAAUUGCUUCCUACCUGGAACGAAAGAAUGUUCCUGACUGUGUACUCUAUUAUUACUUGACUAAGAAAAAUGAAAACUAUAAAGCCCUUGUGCGAAGGAAUUAUGGUAAACGCAGAGGAAGAAACCAGCAACAAAUUGCUCGUCCUUCUCAAGAGGAAAAAGUAGAAGAAAAGGUAGAAGAGGAAAAAGCAGAAAAAGCAGACAAAAAAGACGAGGAAAAGAAAGAUGAGGAGGAAAAGGAUGAGAAGGAGGAAUCUAAAGAGAAUACCAAAGAAAAGGACAAAACUGAAGUUGCCACAGAGGAAACAGAGGAAAGGGAGCAGGCCACUCCUAGGGGCCGCAAAACUGCCAAUAGCCAGGGUCGUCGUAAGGGCAGAAUCACCAGAUCAAUGACAAAUGAAGCUGCACAAGCAAAUGCUGCUGCAGCUGCAGCCACUGAAGAACCACCACCGCCUCUUCCACCCCCACCAGAACCUUCUUCUUCAGAGCCUGUGGAGACAUCCCGCUGGACAGAAGAAGAAAUGGAAGUUGCUAAGAAGGGCCUUGUGGAACAUGGCCGCAACUGGGCAGCAAUUGCCAAAAUGGUUGGGACAAAAAGUGAAGCUCAGUGUAAAAACUUCUACUUCAACUAUAAAAGGAGACAUAACCUGGACAGUCUCCUUCAACAGCACAAACAGAAGUCCUCACGAAGGCCCCGUGAAGAGCGAGAUGUAUCACAGUGUGAGAGUGUAGCUUCGACUGUGUCAGCUCAGGAGGAUGAAGAUAUCGAAGCAUCUAAUGAAGAAGAGAAUCCAGAGGACAGUGAAGGUGCUGAAAAUAGUUCUGAUACUGAAAGUGCUCCAUCUCCAACUCCAGCAGAAACUGCUAAACCAACUGAAGAAACUCCAUCUGAGAGUGCUGCUCCAAAAAUGACCACUGAGGCGGCAGCAGAACAGGAAUCUACUGUUAAACCUGCAGCCAGCACAUCUCCCUCCGUAACAUCCCAAAGUGUAUCAACAGCUGAAAGUCAGACCUCUGAGCCACAGGUUAAGGAGGAAAUAAAUACUGAAGCUGAAGAACCUAUGGAGGUUGACAGUAGAAGCCAUCCAGUUGAAGCUAAGCCUGUGCUUAAUCUUCCAGUGCAUACCAAAGUUGAACCUGUAGAGACUGAAAUGAGGCUACCAGAAAAUAUUCAAGUAAAAAUAGAGAGUGAUACCAAAGAGAGAGAGGUGGAGAAGCCCAAGGAGAAGUCAGAACCUGAAGAAAUGGAUUAUAGUUUGUCACAACAGGUUAACUCAGCAAGACAAGAAUCCCAUUCAGAUAAUGAUUCGAGUGCCACGUGUAGUGCUGAUGAGGAAGUUGAUGGAGAGCCUGACAGACAAGGUAUCUUCAGGGAGUCAAAGCCCUCAUUGUUAAACCCAGCUGGAUCAAUACUGGUGUCACCUACAAUAAAGCAAGGGCAGAUGGACCUACAACAGCUUCACCACCGAGCAGCUGUCAUACCACCUAUGGUUUCUUGCAGUCCCUGUACUGUUCCUGUUGGAACUCCAGUGAGUGGUUAUGCUCUCUAUCAACGGCACAUUAAAGCAAUGCAUGAGUCAGCACUGCUGGAGGAGCAACGCCAGAGGCAGGAACAGCUGGACAUGGAGUAUCGAAGCUCUGUGAGCCCGUGUGGCACUUCCAAAAGCCCUAAUGUUGAGUGGGAAGGAAAACCAGUGGCCUAUAUGCCCUACGCUGAGGUCAAGCGAGCAAUAGAACAGGAAGCACAAGUGCAAACUACAGCAGCAAGGUCAGCAUCACCAUACAGGCUGUCUCCAAGAGAAGUCAAUAAAGCCUCUCCUCAGCCCGAUAUGAAUGCAGCUCGCUAUAGUGUCCCACCAGUUCUGCAGCCUGCUCCUCAUCAAGUAAUAACCAAUAUUCCUGAAGGAGUCCGACUUCCUACAACCAGACCUACCAGACCACCACCACCACUCAUUCCAUCCUCUAAAACAAGUGUGCCAUCAGAAAAACCUUCUUUCAUUAUGGGAGGCUCAAUCUCACAAGGAACACCUGGCACUUACUUAACAUCUCACAGUCAAGCUUCCUAUACGCAAGAAACAGCAAAGCCAUCAGUGGGUUCCAUAUCACUUGGACUGCCAAGGCAGCAGGAGUCAGCCAAAUCUGCUUCCCUGCCUUACAUCAAACAAGAAGAAUUUUCUCCCAGAAGUCAGAAUUCCCAACCUGAGGGACUCCUGGUCAGGGCACAGCAUGAAGGUGUUGUUCGAGGCACCACAACCAUACAGGAGGGAAGUAUAACACGAGGAACUCCAACCAAUAAAGUUUCUGUUGAGACCAUUCCUUCUUUGAGAGGCUCCAUAACUCAGGGUACACCAGCUCUGUCCCAGUCUGGCAUAGCAGCUGAUGCGUUACUGAAGGGGACGAUUACCCGGCUAGCUACAGAAGACAGCAGCCCAGAAAAGUGCCGAGAGGAAGCUUCAGCCAAAGGCCAUGUUAUUUAUGAAGGCAAAAGUGGGCAUAUUUUAUCUUAUGAUGCUAUUAAAAAUGUUCGUGAAGGAACAAGGAGCCCAAGAACUGCUCAUGAAAUUAGUUUAAAAAGAAGUUAUGAUACAAUGGAAGGAAAUAUAAAGCAAGGAAUGUCAAUGCGGGAGUCUCCAGUAUCUGCACCACUGGAAGGUUUAAUAUGCCGUGCACUGCCUAGGGGUAGCCCACAUGCUGAACUUAAAGAAAGAACAGUGUUGUCUGGCUCUAUAAUGCAAGGCACACCAAGAGCAACAUCUGAAAGUUUCGAGGAAGGCUUGAAAUACCCUAAACAGAUUAAGAGAGAGUCACCUCCCAUAAGGGCGUUCGAAGGAGCCAUCACUAAAGGGAAGCCGUAUGAUGGAGUCACUACCAUCAAAGAAAUGGGCCGUUCCAUCCACGAGAUCCCGAGGCAGGACCUGUUAAGCCAGGAGAGUUGCAAGACUCCCGAAAUCGUGCAGACAGCCAGGCCAAUCAUAGAAGGCUCCAUAUCUCAGGGCACACCCAUAAAAUAUGAAAGCAAUUCUGGCCAGUCUGCCAUCAAACACAAUGUAAAAUCGUUAAUCACUGGACCAAGCAAGCUGCCCCGUGGAAUGCCUCAGCUGGAAAUGGUGCCAGAAAAUGUGAAGGUGGUGGAGCGAGGAAAAUACGAAGAUGUGAAGACCGGGGAUGCAGUUCGUUCCCGUCACACGUCAGUAGUCAGCUCUGGUCCCUCUGUUCUCAGGUCAACUCUUCAUGAAACUCCUAAAUCACAACUGAGCCCUGGGAUUUAUGAUGAUACCAAUGCACGGAGAACACCUGUGAACUAUCAGAGUCCAAUGUCCAGGAGUUCACCUAUGAUGAAUAGAGUUAGUGAGGCUGGAAUAUCUUCUGGAAAGUCAGCAAAUCAUGAAAGGAAAAACACACUUACUCCCACACAGAGAGAGAGCGUGCCAGCAAAAUCUCCGGUCCCAGGGGUUGAUCCUGUAGUGGCUCACAGUCCUUUUGACCCUCAUCACAGAGGGGCUACUCCUGAAGUCUAUAGGAGUCACCUCCCUCCUCACUUAGAUCCUGCUAUGCCAUUUCACAGGGCUCUGGAUCCUGCUGCUGCUGCUUACCUGUUCCAAAGGCAGCUCUCACCCACCCCAGGCUACCCAAGUCAGUACCAGCUUUACGCAAUGGAGAAUACACGACAGACAAUCCUAAAUGACUACAUUACCUCACAGCAAAUGCAAGUCAAUUUACGUCCUGAUGUAACCAGAGGAUUAUCUCCCAGAGAGCAAACUCUAGCUCUGCCGUAUGCAGGAGCAAGAGGAAUUAUUGACCUGAACAAUAUGGCUCCCACUAUCUUAGUGCCUCAUCCUGGAGGAACGAGCACACCACCCAUGGAGAGAAUCACUUACAUCCCUGGUACUCAGCUUACAUUCCCCCCUAGGCCUUACAAUCCUGCCUCUCUGUCACCAGGACACCCUACACACCUGGCAGCUUCUGCAGCUGCAAAUGCUGAAAGGGAACGGGAAAGAGAGAGGGAGAAGGAGCGGGAAAGGGAGAGGGAACGAGAACGGGAGCGGGAAAGAGAACGGGAGCGAGAAAGGGAGAGAAUAACUUCAGUCCCUGCUGAGCUUUAUCUUCGACCAGGAACAGAGCAGCCUGGCAGACCUGGCAGUCAUGGAUAUGUUCGGUCCCCAUCCCCUUCAGUUAGAAGCCAGGAAAACAUACUGCAGCAAAGGCCUAGUAUUUUUCAAGGAACCAAUGGGACGAGCGUAAUCACACCUUUGGAUCCUGCUGCUCAGCUUCGUAUCAUGCAGCUCACUCCUGGAGCUCCCUCCAUAACUCAAGGUUUACCUGCUUCCCGCUACAAUACAGCUGCUGAUGCCCUUGCUGCACUAGUAGAUGCUGCAGCCUCUGCUCCUCAGAUGGAAGUUGCCAAAGCAAAAGAUACCAAGCACGAAGGAACCAGGAUAGAAGAGAAUGUGGGACGCAGAUCAGCUGUGGUUACUGAGCAGCAGCAGAUAGAGCAGAAAACACUGGAGGUAGAAAAGAGGGCUGUCCAGUGCCCCUAUACAUCUGCAAAUUUUUCUGGUGGCAAAUCCCAGGGACAGUCUUCAACAGUAGUCUAUUCAGAGGCUGGUAAAGAAAAAGGACCUCCUCCUAAAUCCAGGUACGAGGAAGAGCUGAGAACUCGAGGAAAGACCACAAUUACUGCUGCUAACUUCAUAGAUGUGAUCAUCACUCGACAGAUUGCUUCAGACAAGGAUGCACGAGAUAGGGGCUCUCAAAGUUCAGAUUCUUCCAGUAGUUUAUCUUCUCACCGGUAUGAAGCUCCUGGAGAUGCCAUUGAGGUGAUCAGUCCUGCAAAUUCACCUAUACCAACUCAAGAAAAGAUACAGCCCUACCAACAAGAGACACCUAAACCAAGCCAAGCAGAGGGUGACCCAAACAGGCAGUAUGAAGGGACGAUUCACCGUUACAGGGCACAACAGGAACCUCCUCCUUCACCCCAGCAACCUCCACCUCCUUCCUCCCAGGCUGAAGGGAUGGCACACGUGCCCAGGACGCACCGACUUAUCACCCUUGCUGAUCACAUCUGUCAAAUUAUUACACAAGACUUUGCUCGAAACCAGGCAGCUUCUCAGGCCUCUUUGCAGCCUCCCACCACUACAUUCCAGAACUCUACCCCAGCUCCAGCGCCUGUUUCUACCCGAGCAAAAACAUCAAAUCGCUACAGCCCCGAGUCACAGUCACAACCAGUCCACCAUCAGAGGCCAGGAGCCAGAGUGUCACCUGAAAAUCUGCCUGACAAGUCCCGGGGAAGACCUGGAAAGUCUCCGGAGAGGAGUCAUGUUUCCUCAGAGCCCUAUGAGCCAAUCUCACCCCCUCAGGUCCCCGUUGUACAUGAGAAACAGGAAAAUAUUCUAUUGCUUUCCCAAAGAGCUGAGCCUACUGAACAGAGGACUGACUCUCGCUCCCCGGGCAGUAUGAGCUACCUGCCUUCAUUUUUCACCAAACUUGAGAAUACUUCACCCAUGGUAAAAUCCAAGAAGCAAGAGAUAUUUCGAAAGCUGAACUCAUCUGGUGGAGGCGACGCUGACAUGGCAACUGCUCAGCCAGGGACUGAAAUAUUCAACUUGCCAGCAGUCACUACCUCAGGUGCAGUCAGUUCUAGGGGUCAUUCCUUUGCAGAUCCUGCCAGUAAUCUGGGUCUAGAAGACAUUAUUAGAAAAGCAUUGAUGGGAAACUUUGAUGACAAGAGCGAGGAUCAUGGAGUUGUAAUGUCACAAUCCAUUGCAGUAGCACCUGGCAAUUCCAGUGCUGUGGGAUCAGCAAGCAAUGAGACACGCAGGGAAGAAGCCAAUCCAUCACCCAAUUCAGGAGGGGGAGUCAGCAAGCAGAAGUUAAUUGGGAAAUCAAACAGUAGGAAGUCCAAGUCUCCGAUUCCUGGACAGGGGUAUCUGGGAACCGAAAGACCUUCUUCUGUCUCAUCUGUGCAUUCGGAAGGGGACUACCACAGACAGACUCCGGUGUGGGCCUGGGAAGAUCGGCCUUCAUCAACAGGUUCCACGCAGUUUCCUUACAACCCGCUGACGAUGCGGAUGCUCAGCAGUACGCCGCCGACCUCCAUCGCGUGCGCCCCGCCGUCCAUGAGCCAAGCAACCACUCACCAACAGAACAGGAUCUGGGAGCGAGAGCCAGCACCACUGCUUUCAGCACAAUAUGAGACUCUGUCUGACAGUGAUGACUGAACUAUGCAGAUAUUUUUGUUUUGUUUUUUUUAAUUUGCGGGUCAAAACAAAAGAUUUUAUUUUUGACUUGUGCCCAGAGAGACUUUCCAAGAGAGCGAGGGCCACACAAUGAAGAAUUAAUGGAGAGUCUGUUAAAUGCCUUCAGCACGGCUGUGUGUCGGAGGAUUGUGAUCAAGAAGGUUGACUUACUAAAGAUAAAUAUGUAAAAAGUUUUUAAAAAUGUGGACUAUUCCUGUUCUACAUCUAUUUGUAAAGAAAACCAUAAUGUCUUUAAAUCAUUCUUCUGUAAAUAGAGAGUACUUUUUGCAGUGUUUUUUCCCUUGCUAUAGUAUCUGGUGUACUUAUGUUCAAAUCAUUGCCUAAACUUUGGGGGUCAUUUUGUAAUUUUUUUUUAAAGCAUUUUCUCAAUGUAGAGUUACUCCUCAUAACCGUGGCCUCCCUCCCAGCCUCCCCUAACCACACCAAACCUCCCAGCCAGCCCAGCAUCGUUGCCCGUUUAAUGCUGUGCCACUUCUUGCAGGCAUUGUGCUUUCAUAUUUUCUUCCCCAGCCACACUUUCUCAGUGGUGUUCAAGCUCUUGUGAAGAUGUUGAUUUAUUAUUUUUUUUUAAGACUGACCCCGUACUGAACUGUGUACAUGAACAUAGCAGCUCGCUGGAAUAAGAUGAGAUAUUUCUUUGAAUUUUGAAUUCUGCCACAUUGUACAUUUUUGGUGCAGUUGAUUUCAUUUAGCAACACUGCAGAAAUAUUAUUGCAUGGGUAUGUUAUGGUUAAUUUUAAAAAGGAUAAAAAAAAAAAGAGCAGCUUCUGGAGGCUGUACCUCACUGUUCUGCACACUGGGAAUUUCAACUGUGCCCCCAAAGCAAACCGUAGUGUUCUGUGUUUCUGCAUUGUAUGCAGUUGAAAUAGGCUACUAAACCUUACCGUCGUGUUUAACCACAGCAAAUGGUUUUCCUGGACAGAGGCUCUGGGUGGAUUGAUGAUAAGUCCUUCAAGAAGGAAAAACUCUACAUCCCAAGUUGAAAUAAAAACAGAAUGCUUUUAUAGAAUAAUUGA